AUGAGAACAUAUGGCAGGAGGGGUCCAGUUUUCAGAACGUCUUUUCGAUCUAAUAGGGGAUCGUUAUCAUCUUCUAAUGUGGAGUUUAGUGAUGACGAUGUAAAUUCUGCUCUUCCUGACAUGAGUUCUACCAUGUCUAGCAGUGUUGCGGAUGAUCCGUUUGAGGGAUUUUUGGACAAACGUGGAAUUACUGAGGAUGUUUCGCCUUCUCCUGAUGGUACUAAUGAGGAUGCCAUUUUAUCAGUGGAUCCAAAAGGGAGUACUCAAAAUACUGAAAUAACCAGGAGUGAUGAUACCUCCAUUGCAUCUAUAAAAAAAGAGAAAUUAAGUGCGUUUAAUUUUCUUGAUGGUUCAAAAAUAUCUAAAACAAAAAGAAGAAGGACAUACCAAAGACAUGACGCAAGCACAGCGUCCUCAAUUGAACCAAACCUACAAGAUGAGGGCAAUCUUAUGAUGCAGAAUGAGUCAGAAUCAAUAAAACAGAUAUACAAUGAUAUCAACGAGUUCAUAUUAAAUCUACCGAGAGCUGACGAUGACGUAUUAAAUAAAAUGUUCGAGAAUGAAUUAAACAAAGACAACGUUGAGGAAGGAGAAAAUAUGCUCACAUCCAAAGAUAGAAAAUACGGUAAAUCCCGAACAAUACUAAUAAGCAAAAAUAAAGAAAAUGAAAUGGCAGAGGAGGAAGAGGAUGAUCAAAAAGCUAAUGCAGUACCCACAAAUAAUCCUUACGGCGAUAACUCUGAAAAGGAAGGGUUGACUUCAACAAAUCACUACAAUGAAUUGAAAAACAUGGGAGACACAAUUAAAUACCAAGAUGAUAUUGACUUUUUUCUAUCGAAUUCUAAAAAUAGUGUUAAUGAUUCAGGGUCAAUUAACGACUAUUUCAAGAAACUUUUGAAUUUAUCAUUGAUGAUAAUCAAUGAUGACGGGUUUUUCCAAUAUGCGAGAAGAUAUUUCAAAAAGGAAAUAAUUAGCCUCAGUUUUUUUCGAGUUGAGUUAGAUUUUCCUGAAUUAAUGUUAUUACAGGGUUAUCUAUUAGGUAAAGUCAGUGAAUCGCAAUGCGAUUUCCCACCUAGUUUUGAGAGCUUCUCUAUUGAAUUGAGUCGAAAUGAAGGUAGUAUAUGCAGAAAAAAUAGGCGUAUCAAUAAAUUAUCACACCUGAAUUUUGAGGACUUCCUCCAGGAGACUCAGUUCAAGACAGGUCUUUAUUAUUCGUUAUCACUCUGGGAAAUGUAUGGAAAGUUUUCGGCGAGCAUGAUUAAACGAAUCUCGAUCAUUGCUUCGAAUAGGGAUUUAUUUAAUCAACAUGUUAUCAAAUUGAUUCCGCUGUUAGAAAAAAUGAUGUCAGAUUCCAAAUUUGGGCUCAUAUUCAUUAAACAGCCUGAUAUAUUCGAUGGUGUUAUUAGCAAUUUAAAUAACCAGUUCAAGAAUAUGAUUGAUAAUGAUUAUUUUAUCAGAACUUUAAUUUUGCUAACUAAUAUGGAAGGACAUAAUCACAAAUUGUGGGAGAGCAUGGAUAUGAUAUUCCAAGACUCAAUGAAUACAAUUUUGAAGGGCAUACAUCCAUUGAUCGAUGCGAAAGUCGAUAAUGUUCUCUUACAUUUGGGGCUAUGUCUAAAUCUGUGUGGGGGAAAAAAUUGCGAUCUGGAAGUUGAUGAUGAAUUAUGGCAUAAUAUGAGAGCAACUUUUCUUAAAAUGAUUCGUGAUGAUUCUGAAGUUGAAAACAGGUUAAUGCAAGGUUUAUUCUACUUAAAUUUUGCAUUCGUAGUUAAUCAGCGCAAAGAAGGCGAUUAUUUAGACUCAUGGGAGCUCAACACAUUAACAGUAGCACUAGAAGCAUUCGAAUCAGAAACCUCACAAUUUAAUGAAGGUAUUUCGAGUAAAAUCGAGAUUGCUUUACACUAUUUAAGAUCAAUCCAUGAGAAGAAAAAAAGUACAAUUUAA
Messenger RNA from Saccharomyces kudriavzevii IFO 1802, 1944 nucleotides. RefSeq names its product Rad61p (gene RAD61). The record is from RefSeq and is a predicted model, not a curated record. Bases 1 to 1944 code for a protein of 647 amino acids. The transcript has a single exon. NCBI's taxonomy places the organism in Eukaryota, Fungi, Ascomycota, Saccharomycetes, Saccharomycetales, Saccharomycetaceae.